GUCUGUCUUUGAGUAGUACAGCACAACAGCGUGCAGUAGUAAAGCACGGAAUGUGUUUUUUUUGCAAAUGUUGAUAUUCAUUAGAGUUUGCCAUCAUGGGGAAGCUUAAUGUGGUAAUGUUGCGGUACCUAUCGAGAGAUGAUUUCAGAGUUUUAACUGCCGUUGAAAUGGGUAUGAAGAAUCAUGACAUUGUUCCAGCUAGUUUGAUUGCUUCAAUUGCUAGUCUUAAACACGGGGGUUGCAACAAAAUCCUAAGGGAGCUGGUGAAACACAAGCUUUUGGCAUAUGAGCGAACAAAAACUGUACAGGGGUAUCAUUUAACAUAUGGAGGAUACGACUACCUGGCCUUGAAAACCCUUUCAUCUCGAGAUGUUGUUCUGUCUGUUGGAAAUCAGAUGGGUGUUGGCAAAGAAUCAGACAUCUAUAUUGUUGCAAAUGAAGACGAAAUUCAGCUUGCAUUAAAACUACACAGACUUGGUAGAACUUGUUUUCGUAAUCUGAAAAAUAAGCGAGAUUAUCACAAGCACAGGCACAAGAUGUCAUGGCUGUAUUUGUCUCGUCUGGCUGCUAUGAAGGAAUUUGCUUACAUGAAGGCUCUGUAUGACCGAGGUUUUCCUGUUCCACGGCCAGUAGACUACAACAGGCAUGCUGUGGUUAUGGAGCUUCUUAAUGGAUAUCCACUCUGCCAGGUCCAUCAAGUUGAAGACUCGUCUGCUAUGUACAGUGAGUGCAUGGAUUUGAUUGUGAAGCUGGCAAACCAUGGACUAAUUCAUGGAGAUUUUAAUGAGUUUAAUCUGAUGCUAGAUGAUGACGACCACAUCACAAUGAUAGAUUUCCCACAGAUGGUAUCUACUUCUCACCCAAAUGCUGAAUGGUAUUUUGACAGAGAUGUAAAAUGCAUUAGGGACUUUUUUUUGAGAAGAUUCGGCUAUGAAAGUGAGCUGUAUCCAACAUUCAAGGACAUCAGGAAGGAAUCCUGUCUGGAUGUGGAGAUUGAAGUCAGUGGCUAUACCAAGGAAAUGCAAGCAGAUGAUGAGCUGCUACAUCCAGCUGGUCCUGGACAGGAAGAACAUGAUGGUGAGGAUGGAUGUUUGACGUCCCAAGGGGACACUUCAUCUCAAGUCUCUAAUGUAUGUAGCAACCCAGAGGACAAAGUGAUUUGCAGCAGUACAACUGAAGAUGAUGUGCAGAGUACAGUUUGCAAAGGUCACACUCCAAAUACUGAAAUAAACAAUGAAUGUGAAGAAGAUAUAACCUUACAAGGUAUAGGCAUGAGUGAGUUCAAACAAGCUCUGCAGGAGCUUGAAGGGAAACCUUUUGCUUCAAAAGAUAAAGAUAAUACAAAAUGUACUGAAGCUGAUCUUUAUGGAGAUGAAGAGCAAAUCAGAAAUGCCACUAGCACAGAAGAUUGCAUAGGUCAGGAAGACAAAGUGGACUUUCUGCAGGAUGAGGAUGAGUGCCCAGGUCUUGUUUUCAUGGCUGCUGUUAACAAAGAAUUCAGACCUUUCAGAGAUGAGGAUAGCAUGCUGCAUGUUAAUGACCACAGAAGAAGAACAGCAAGUGUCACAUCUGUUGGAAGUUCUACAAUUCCACCAGUAAGGAAAAGCUUAGCGUAUCCUAUUUUUUAUGUCACACGUAUUGCUGUCGUAACAUAAUUUAUGGGGAUGUGU
Protopterus annectens (West African lungfish) is the source of this 1670-nucleotide messenger RNA. It is a transcript of the gene RIOK2, whose product is annotated as RIO kinase 2. The coding region runs from base 96 to 1655 and encodes 519 amino acids. Lineage: Eukaryota; Metazoa; Chordata; Ceratodontiformes; Protopteridae. Gene Ontology annotation, cellular component: cytosol; nucleus; preribosome, small subunit precursor. The record is from RefSeq and is a predicted model, not a curated record. The transcript is spliced from 9 exons. Gene Ontology annotation, biological process: maturation of SSU-rRNA; protein phosphorylation. Gene Ontology annotation, molecular function: ATP binding; protein serine/threonine kinase activity.